Biomphalaria glabrata is the source of this 435-nucleotide messenger RNA. RefSeq names its product turripeptide OL11-like. The transcript is spliced from 2 exons. Gene Ontology annotation, molecular function: protein binding. Bases 78 to 317 code for a protein of 79 amino acids. Gene Ontology annotation, biological process: multicellular organism development; cell differentiation. NCBI's taxonomy places the organism in Eukaryota, Metazoa, Mollusca, Gastropoda, Planorbidae. The record is from RefSeq and is a predicted model, not a curated record.
CUUAUCUUCUAUUCAAGGUUAGACCUAUAUAUAAACUAAAUUAGUGUUUAGCAGUCUGAUCACCACGUCAUUAAAGAAUGUCUUUGAAGAUGAUUUUUGCUGUGGUUAUUCUGACCCUGGCCAUUUAUGGUCCUUUCUUUGUACGGGCCCAAUGCCCCAAUAUUUGUCCAAUGAUCUACGGACCUGUGUGUGGGUCUGAUGGGAAAACCUACAGCAAUUCCUGUUUCUUAAACUCUGCAUCUUGUAACGCCGGAAACACCAUAACCUUGGCUCAUCAUGGCGCAUGCGCCGGUGAUGCUGGUAUCAUUGGUAUUUAACGAAUGAUUAAAUGCUCAAAUCUGAUUGGCUGCUUACUCCUCAACAUUUAUGACGGUGAUUUUCUAAUUUUGUUGAACUAAAAUAAUAAAUCAAAUAAAAAAUAUAAAUAAAUAAAAA